Messenger RNA from Neocloeon triangulifer, 1271 nucleotides. RefSeq lists its product as uncharacterized. Lineage: Eukaryota; Metazoa; Arthropoda; Insecta; Ephemeroptera; Baetidae. The transcript is spliced from 6 exons. The record is from RefSeq and is a predicted model, not a curated record. Bases 86 to 931 code for a protein of 281 amino acids.
CUCACCGCGAGGCUCAGUCAGUUGUGCGCUGCCGUGUUGACCUGUUCGCGAGGGAAUCGGCGCCGGAGAGGCUUCGGACGUCGGCAUGCGGCGCCUCGACUGCCUGCUGGCCGUGCUCUUCGCGCUCCUCGCCGUCAAAGGUGCCGCGAGCGUUACGCUUUUCAAAGUGGAAGUGCCGGAUUUCAAGAGGGUCGGCGAAUCGGCCACGCUGCUGUGCAAUUACUCGCUGGCCGACGGCGAGGGACUUUACUCUGUCAAGUGGUACAAGGACAACGAGGAGUUCUACCGGUACGUGCCGAGAUCGCGGCCCGCCAUGCACAGCUACAAAGUCGAAGGCGUUGAAGUUCAGCGCCACUUCUCAAACAACUACAACGUGCACCUGCAGUCUCUCAAUUUGCGCUCAAGUGGCCUCUACAGAUGCGAAGUGUCCGCGGAAGCUCCUUCUUUCAGCUCCGUCAACGGCGAGGGUCGCAUGGAAGUCGUCUACUUGCCAAAACACGACCCGCUCAUGGACGGUGGCGGGGUGGUCUACGCCAUGGGUGACCUGGUCAGCAUCAACUGCACCUCCAGCAAAUCGUUUCCGCCUGCCGAGAUGCGAUGGUACAUCAAUAACCACCCUGUCUCGGGCGACAAUGUCAUCCACUUCGAGCCGGUGGUGCACAAGCAUGGUCUCGUCACCAUCAGGACGGGCCUCCGUUUUGAGGCCAUGGAACACCACUUUGUCAACGGGCGCAUGACCGUCAAGUGCACCUCCAACGUGAGCCUCCGCAAGCCGGAAAACCCGUUCCAGCAGAACGUGCCCUCGCUAGACAGCAAAUGGGUCAUGAUGGACUUCCUCGGAGGUGCGUCGGGCGUGUCGGCCAGUCCGGCGCUGUUGUUGGCGUCGUUGUUGCUGCUCCUGCACCUGCUUUUCAGCCACCGAGUGCAAUAACCCUGUGAGCUCGACAAACUACGCGCGAAGUACGCACGGAUGAAGGACAAAUCAUUCUUGGUGAUAUUUUGUUAUAAGUGAUCGAACGAACGCUGCGUGUUGAAAGUGACUUUAGAAAGGUAUGAAUGUACACACACAAAAUAAACACACACACACACUUGCAUCAACAACAAAACGUGUUCCAUCAGGCACCUAUUUAAUAUUAUAUAUCAAUGGACUCGGAAAAAAUAUCAUCGUUUUUUAGGAUCGCGCACACUGUUCCUGUUCCUUGUGAAUAUCUGAGUUGUUUAUCGGAGUAAAUGGCGAAAAAUAUAGAGAAAUUAAGACAUUUGCGGAAAUU